Molecule: messenger RNA, 2221 nt
Organism: Drosophila busckii
Lineage: Eukaryota; Metazoa; Arthropoda; Insecta; Diptera; Drosophilidae
Gene: T3dh
Product: probable hydroxyacid-oxoacid transhydrogenase, mitochondrial
Exons: 4
Coding region: 4-1392 (462 amino acids)
Cellular component (GO): mitochondrion
Molecular function (GO): alcohol dehydrogenase (NAD+) activity; metal ion binding
Source: RefSeq, a predicted model, not a curated record
ACCAUGUCGCGCACAAAAGUGUUAAAUUUAAUAAACAAUGUUGUCGUAAAUUGUAAAUGUCCAGCACAUUCACGUAAUGGUUCAGCUGUGGCAGCUGCCACACAAACUGGUCUCAAAGAAUAUGCAUUUGAGAUGUCCGCAUCAACGGUGCGCUUUGGACCAGGCGUUAGUAUUGAGCUGGGUGCCGAUCUUCGCAACUGGGGCGCCAAAAAUGUUUGCCUUGUCACAGACAAGCGAGUGGUCAAACUGCCCUCAGUGCGUGUAGCAUUGGAUUCAUUAGUGCGCCAUGGAAUUAAUUAUCAGGUUUACGACGCAACGCGUGUGGAGCCAACAGACGAAAGUUUUUGGCAGGCAGCGCAGUUUGCACGUGGGCAUAACUUUGAUGCAUUUGUUGCCAUAGGUGGAGGCUCCUCCAUAGACACCGCUAAAGCUGCAAAUCUAUUCAGCAGCGAUAAGCAAGCAGAGCUGCUUGACUAUGUAAAUGCUCCUAUAGGUCGUGCUAAAGAAAUUGCUGUGAAACUAAAGCCCUUAAUAGCGCUACCAACCACCUCGGGCACUGGUUCGGAGACUACGGGCGUUGCUAUUUUCGAUUACAAGCCACUGCACUGUAAGACGGGCAUCUCCAGCAAAUAUCUCAAGCCCACAUUGGCCAUCAUAGAUCCGGUGCAUACACUGACACAGCCGGAGCGCGUUACGGCUUAUGCUGGCUUCGAUGUCUUUUGUCACGCCUUGGAGAGUUUCACUGCUGUUGACUAUAGGGAGCGCGGUGCAGCUCCCACUGAUCCCAGCUUGCGACCUACAUACCAGGGCCGCAAUCCUAUUUCAGAUGUUUGGGCGCGCUUUGCCUUGGAUGCCAUAAGCAAGAACUUUAUAGAUGCAAUAUAUCAGCCAGAUAACCUUAAAGCUCGCUCUAAAAUGCAUUUGGCUUCCACUAUGGCUGGCGUAGGAUUCGGCAAUGCCGGUGUGCAUCUCUGCCAUGGACUCUCCUAUCCCAUAUCGGGUAAUGUGCGCAACUACAAGCCAACUGGCUAUGAGGAUAAGCAUGCGCUUAUACCUCAUGGACUAUCUGUAGUGAUUAGCGCACCAGCUGUGUUCGAGUUUACUGCUCCAGCUUGCCCUGAACGUCAUCUGGAGGCGGCACAACUUUUAGGCGCUGAUAUUGCUGGCAUCAAAACUGCCGAUGCUGGACGAAUUUUGGCGGACACUGUGCGUGAUUAUAUGCAGCGAGCUGGCAUAGAAAAUGGCCUCCAUGAGCUUGGCUUCACUAGUACAGACAUACCAGCUUUAGUUGAGGGAACGUUGCCCCAGGAACGCAUUACAAAGAUGUCACCUCGUAUGCAAACACGCGAAGAUUUGUCGCAUAUUUUGGAGAGCUCCAUGCAUGUAUAUUAAUUUUAAAACUCCACUCACCUCUUUUAUGGUUUUUUCACUUGGGAAGUCUUGUAAAAACUAAACUAACGGAUCUUGUUUUCAUUAAGUUGGCUGCAAUUACGAAAGCUUUGCCGAAAGCUACAAAAAUAGCUUGGGCACUCUUAUACUUUUUAAAUGUAAUAAAAAGCCGCUGUUAUUUUUUGGUUAAAAUAAUUUAUUGAUAUCGGAAUAGGGUUUAAAAAAAAUCCAACAUUUUCUUGAUGUGAUUGAAAGAGUAUAAGAAUAUAAAAGACUUAACGUAGUAAUUAAUAUGCUUUGCGUCUUUUUAUCUUGUUUAAAGAGUUAUUAUAUAUGUAAGUUUUUCUUUUAGGGGAGCUACAGAUUUCCAUCCUUAAUAUGUAACCCAACCGUUUCAAUAUGACUGAUUGUCUGCUUUAAAAUUAAUUUUAGUAUUUCGCUCGCUGACUUUUUCAUUUUCUCCUUACUUUUGUUUUAUGAAUUUCGGCAGAAUGGCACUAAAUCUUAAAUUGUUCCAAAACGUAAAUAUAUGUAUAUAUAUGUAUACUGUAUUUUGCUCAUACAAUAUGAGUGAAGAUUAUAUGGCGAGUCAAUCAGUAUUCAACUCCGUUGCUUUCGAAACGGCUUCUAAUUGUUCGCAAUCUCUGCCUUUUUGCCCGUGUAUAUGUAUGUUUUGUUUUCUCUCUUUUACAACAAUAACUAUUUGCUAGAUCGGUAGUAAGUACAAUGUUUAUGUAUAUUGGGGGGUGUAUAGCCCCAGUAUUUUGUUUGUCUUUUAUCAGUUGUUUUUUUUUGUUUUGUUUUGUUUUGUUUCUGCUAAUACUCAUACAAA